UUUCCUCAAAACAAAGGGGAAAAAAAUAAUAAGAAAAGAAAUGGAGUUGAACUUCCAAAACAAUUAUGUAUAUUCCUCUUCAUCAUUAGCCAAGAAAGCGCGGUUUAACAACACGAAUGGUAGAAAUUCAAAUAGAAGCAAGUUUGUGGGUGUUAGACAACGUCCAUCCGGAAAAUGGGUGGCAGAAAUCAAGAACACCACCCAAAAAAUCCGGAUGUGGCUUGGGACUUUUGACACAGCAGAGGAAGCCGCCAGGGCAUAUGAUGAGGCGGCUUACUUGCUCCGUGGGUCAAAUGCCCGGACCAAUUUUCUCCAUCAUGUACCCUUAAAUUCCGCACUUUCUCUAAAGAUAAGAAACUUACUCAACCACAAGAAAUGCCUUAGACAAAACUCAAUCACCAAAACCAAUUCUAACACUAUCAACACACCAAAAAGUAGUACUCCCGAAUUGCCAUUGCGCGCACCGAUGGCUUGUAAGGUUGAAGCCAACAAUGUCAAGAUUGAAACUUGGUCAUCUAGAUUUCCAGAAAAUGAAAUUUUAAAUGAUGGGUAUAAGCCAGAUUUGACAAAUUGUAUUGGGAAAGUUGAGAUUGGUGAUCCAAGUAGCGGUUCUUGUUAUGAGCUUCAAAAGUCUAACUUGCCAUUGAAUAUUAUUGGUGGUGAAUUUGAUGGGUUUGAUUUAGGACCAAUAUCAAGAAAAGGUGAUCAAGAUGAUGAUGUAAGCACAACAACAACAAGUGAUUUUGAAAGGAUGAAAGUAGAAAGACAAAUAUCUGCAUCAUUAUAUGCUAUGAAUGGUGUUAAUGAAUAUUGGGAGAAUGUUCUUCAUGAUUGCUCUGACACUACUUCUUAUUGGGAUUUGCCAAUGUUGUCACAAAUGUUUUGCCCAAUCACUUAAAACUUUACAGAAAUAAUUCUCUAGUAUU
Molecule: messenger RNA, 926 nt
Organism: Erigeron canadensis
Lineage: Eukaryota; Viridiplantae; Streptophyta; Magnoliopsida; Asterales; Asteraceae
Product: ethylene-responsive transcription factor ERN1-like
Exons: 1
Coding region: 41-898 (285 amino acids)
Biological process (GO): regulation of DNA-templated transcription
Molecular function (GO): DNA binding; DNA-binding transcription factor activity
Source: RefSeq, a predicted model, not a curated record